CAUAAUGCGUAGGUAUAUUAUACGUACGGUGCGCGUGUGUAUGUCGUACCUACCAAUAGUGUUUUAAUCUAAGGGUCACCCGAGUCGUCUAGGAGGUGCGCUCGUCAAGAUAUUAUACAUCYAUCAUUUUAAUCACGGUGUAAAUCAAGAAAAAAACUUUGUAUUAUUACGCUUACAUCGUGUCGUUGUGCGGUUCGGAAAUACGCGUUUUUUACACGCUUAAAACAUAAUAUAGGUAGGUAGGUACCUACUAAAACUUUGGCCAACGGUCGUGCACAGCUCCUCCACAACCUGCUACGAUGACAACGGGCCGUCGUAUUGGUACCUACUACCUACUACAGGACUGAUCGUAGUGAAUUAUUAUUAUUUAUAAUAAUAAAUAUUAGGUUAUACCUAUACGACCUAGUAACUAUAUAUUAUUAUGGUAUAAUAAUCACGACGGGUACCGAAACGCGGUACUYAUGAUAAUAUACCAACACUGCAUAAUAUGUUCACGGUUCUGCGGUGAUUGAAGUCGCGUCUUCGSCAAGGUUCGGGUGUGAACAGGUUACCGAAUUAUGUACCUAUACCUACGUUACAUGCACGAUUCUAUAUUAGAUAAUGAUAAUAUAGUUCAUACGUCGUAAUAUUAUUGCCAUCGCAAGCGUGAAAAACAACAUGCGGUUAGAAAUAAGUCUGUCAAUAGUGUUAAUAGCGUGCUUGGUGCGUGUGACGUAUAAUUUGGAAUGCGAACAAAAUCAAAAUGGACAGUCCAUGAGCUUUUUUAAGACGAAUGGCGAUCUCCUGUUAACUGGUUUCUUUGAUGUUUACGACGAGAAAUGUUCAGGCCCCAUGUCCACGGGUAUCCAUUCAAUGGAAAUGGUAGCCACCGUUGUACAAAUACUAAAUUCAAUUCAUUAUGUCCCAGGCAUUACAUUGGGAUUAACUUUGUACGAAGUGUGUUCGUAUCGAAGUUCAGAUCUUCAAAAAGCAUUGAUAUCGUUCGUUGUCGACAAAGAUUGUAAUAACUCUACAAUACCGAUUGCCAUAUACACCACCGAAGACAUACGAGCCAAAAUCAGUCCAUCAAUUGGUUUGGACGUACCCAUCGUAACGGCAAGACCUAUUAUUGACAUCGAUAUCCAUGCCGAAGCGGCCGUCAAGUUUUUAAUCGUAAACAAUAUUAGCGUUGCGGACGUAUUAAUUGCGCAGGAUUUGGAUGUCGCUCAGAGGUUUGAAAGUGUGKCCAAAGACAACGGAUUUUGUUUGAACAGGACAGUCUUAGCUCAUAACAUGGGGAAUUUGAACGACUCCUUUGUAGUCAUUGUCAUGACGAACACGAUUAUCAUUAAAUCAAUCAUAGAAUCGUCCUCGACCGUUCAUGUAUCUCAUUUCAUUUUAAUACCACUGGACGGACCGUUACCGCCUAAACCAGACUUCAAGUACGGGUCGUACGUGUUUCAAGCAUACGGAAGUUGCCCGUUCGUCAACAGCAACAAUAACAGUGUUGCUGCCACUGCGGCCCCGGAACAGUUGCAGGCGGUGUCCACGCAAUUCGUGCAAACGGCCGUGGACGUGCUGCGCGCGGUGGACGCGUACACCGGGAAUGCRGGCGACGACGGUGUUAUAGACGACGAGUGCGGCAGGAACUCUUCAGCGGGACCGUGCGGCCCGGGCGMGGGAAACCAGACGGCCACGGGAGCAGGAUAUUACGGCGUCGAGACGGUGGGCAGAGUGUUGGACAGGCUACUGUUGCUGGACGGCAGCGGUGGCGAGUACAACGUGACAUUGGUGCACGUGACCGAAUACGGUGGUGAUGGCCAGACGGUCGGCAGUUAUGCACAGGACUCGAACGGAACGCGCCAGUUGUGGUUGCAGCGGGACGACGGUGGCGGUGGUCAGCAACCGCCGUACUUGGGAAAGUGCGAGGCGGACGGCUCGUGUCCGACGUGCCGGAUGYGGCCUACGCCGACGGCCACGCCCGUUGCACCGCCGUACGGAUUGCUUUCAGUGACGUGGAAGGAGGACGUGUGGAUAGCGUCCACGCUGACCGUGUCCGCGGUGGGCGCCAUAUGCGCUGCGUGCAUAGCGUCGUUCGUGCUGGUGCGCGUGUGCAAGAAGGACGUGAUGGAGGGCAACCCGACGUUCUCGUUCGUGCUGGUGGCCGGCACGCUGCUCAUGUACGCCAGCGCCGUGCCGUUCGCGGUGCAAGAUACYGCUUCCGGUUGGCCGCGGCAAGCCGUGUGUUACGCCAAGCUGUUCGGCACGUCCGGCAGCUGCGCGUUCGUGUUCUCCGCCAUGCUGGCCCGGAGUUUGAUGAUCGCCGCGUGCGACUGCGACUCGAGCUUCAUGAGCCACGUCAACGGCUACCUGCAGACGUCUCUGUUUGCGUUCACCGUGGGCGUGCAGCUGGCGCUGAUGCUUCAGUUCGUGGCCAUACACUCCGCCGUCGUGCCGUCGUCCGACCUUUGCCGGGUGUUCGUCGACGGUCCCCUGUUCCUGGGCUCCAUGKCCUACGACGCGCUUCUGCUGGUGCUCCUGUGCAUCACGUCCCCGUUCGUGUUCCGGUCUAAACGAAAUUACCGGGAAGGCGCGUGCUUCGCCAUCGCAACUUACCUGGUGUUCGCCGUCUGGCUGUGUUGGACCACGGCGUACGCCGUCCUGCCCAGGCAGUGGUCUGACAUGUGCGUGAUGGUCGGCAUGACGGCCACCGCGACCGUGAUCGUGGUAACCGUGUUCAUACCGCGCACGUACAUGAUGAUGUUCGGCAUCGUCCGCGAACAGAUCACCAGCUCGCUGCCGUCGCUCGGCUACGGUCACGGCGGCGUUGGCUGCGGCGGCGCCAGCAUCACGGACGUCAACUAUAGGUCAACGCAGGCCCUGUACGAUUCGGUUCACGUGGCCGCGCCCAAGUGCCAAUCGUCCAGUUUCAAAGGCCAGUCCAAUCCCAACUACUAUUCGCCGGCGGGGUCACAUAUUCAGUCGAUCCCCAGGAGCCGGCCACUGACGCCGGUCGACGAGUACGACUCACCCGCAUCGAUCGACAACAGGAUAACCAGAUUCUAA
Messenger RNA from Diuraphis noxia (Russian wheat aphid), 3045 nucleotides. RefSeq names its product G protein coupled receptor bride of sevenless (gene boss). Gene Ontology annotation, biological process: G protein-coupled receptor signaling pathway; visual perception. Gene Ontology annotation, molecular function: G protein-coupled receptor activity; sevenless binding. NCBI's taxonomy places the organism in Eukaryota, Metazoa, Arthropoda, Insecta, Hemiptera, Aphididae. The record is from RefSeq and is a predicted model, not a curated record. Gene Ontology annotation, cellular component: membrane.